Messenger RNA from Culex quinquefasciatus (southern house mosquito), 831 nucleotides. RefSeq names its product trypsin 3A1. Lineage: Eukaryota; Metazoa; Arthropoda; Insecta; Diptera; Culicidae. The coding region runs from base 24 to 782 and encodes 252 amino acids. Gene Ontology annotation, molecular function: serine-type endopeptidase activity. The transcript has 2 exons. The record is from RefSeq and is a predicted model, not a curated record. Gene Ontology annotation, biological process: proteolysis.
UAAAGUCCAGUCAAUCCAGAACCAUGGCUAACAUUUUUGUAAUUGCUGUUUGUGCCCUGAUUGGAUUAACUUCUGGUGCCAGCCUGUCUCGAGUGUUCAAAAUCGUCGGUGGCUUCCAGGUCGAAAUCGCCGACUUUCCCUACCAGGUGUCACUGCAACGCAACAGCCGUCACCACUGCGGGGGAUCCAUCAUCGACGCGGGGUGGAUCCUGACGGCAGCCCACUGUACGGAGAAUAAAAACGCCGCCAUCUACGGGGUCCGCGCCGGAUCGUCGGAACAUGCCACCGGUGGUCAGCUGGUUUCGGUAAAGGCCGUUCACAGUCAUCCGGAGUACAACAGUGGCAACUAUGAUUUUGAUUUUAGUUUGCUAGAGCUGGGUGAGGCUGUUCAGUUUGGUGAAGGUGUUCAACCCAUCGUUCUGGUUGAGGACGAACCUUCCGAUGAGGAGUUGUCUUUGGUUUCUGGAUGGGGUGAUACGAGGUCGUUGGAGGAAUCCCGCCAGUUUCUACGAGCUGUGGUAGUUCCGCUGGUGAACCGUACCGAGUGUGCCGAAGCUAAUAAAGAUAUUUUGCCGGUGACGGAGAGUAUGAUCUGUGCGGGAUACGUCGAGGAAGGUGGUAAGGAUGCCUGCCAGGGGGACAGUGGUGGUCCACUGGUUGUGGACGGGCAGCUGGCGGGAGUGGUGUCCUGGGGAAAUGACUGCGCAAAGCCCGGAUAUCCGGGAGUGUACUCGAAUGUGGCUUACGUCAGGGAUUGGAUCCGGGAAGUUGCUAGCGUUUAAGAUUCGAUGUGGAUCAUAGAAACAAUAAAAAUAAUUAGGUACUUUUUAA